AUGGAUGUCACAACCGAUAAAUUUACGCUCGAGGCCGAGCCCGGAACCGAUAUAUGGAAGAAGCCGCCGGCUACAGAUGUAUCGAAUGCCCCUAUCGCCCGAGCAUCGUCGGGCCUGCUGACAAAGUUCCGAUCGGCCAGGACGACAUUUUGGGGACCCUGGACGGAACGGUACGAUCAAGCUGGGCUGGUCUUAGUACUCAAACACUCGUCCUCUACCCAGCCAGCCAAAUGGGUCAAGUUGGGGCUGGAGCUAUAUAAUGGCAAACCCCAUCUCAGCACCGUGGCCUGUGACCGCUGGGCCGAUUGGAGCAUCGUCCCCCUUGUCGAAGAUUACUCCAAGUCGGGACUGACUUUGGAGGUAGUCCGGGAGGCAGAUGAGCUUGGAAAAAGUGCGUGGGUUUAUCAUCUUGUCCUCGACGAGAGCGGCAAAGUGAAAGAAAAGCGUCCAAUGCGGGAGAUCUGCUGGUUCUUUGCCGACGAGGAUGAGACUGGGGGAGAGGAGUGGAUCUUGGAUGUUAGUCCACUGGUUGCUCGCCCGGAAAAGAAUGCCAACGCAUCGCUCAAGGUUGAUUUCAGUGAGUUCCAAGUCAAGUGGCAUACAUAG
Pestalotiopsis fici W106-1 is the source of this 606-nucleotide messenger RNA. RefSeq lists its product as uncharacterized. The coding region runs from base 1 to 606 and encodes 201 amino acids. Lineage: Eukaryota; Fungi; Ascomycota; Sordariomycetes; Amphisphaeriales; Sporocadaceae. The record is from RefSeq and is a predicted model, not a curated record. The transcript is spliced from 2 exons.